Molecule: messenger RNA, 867 nt
Organism: Closterium sp. NIES-65
Lineage: Eukaryota; Viridiplantae; Streptophyta; Zygnematophyceae; Desmidiales; Closteriaceae
Source: the annotation of a GenBank genome assembly
AUGAUCCCGCCGGGGCCGAAUGGGCUUGGCGCGGAGCCGACGGAAGUGGCGAUUAAGAGAAUGCGCGAGGCGAACAAAGGAGACGGGGACGCGCCUCUGAGAGAAGUUGCCGCGCUGGGGUUUCUGUCGCACCCGCACCUCGUGCAUCUGCAUGGCUACUGUACGGAGGGCGAUGAAGCUCUGCUCGUGUAUGACUUCAUGCCGGGGGGCAGCUUGGAUGAAGCACUAGAGGACAAAGAGUGGGGUGCUACGGUGGUAUACCACCUGUUUAUAGUAGUCUCUGCUCUCGCCUCUCUCUGCUCGUGUGCAAAGGAAGAGCUCUUCUUAAGCUGGAGCAUGCGGCUCAAGGUGGCGGUGCAGGUGGCAGAGGCGCUCGCAUACAUGCACGGACGUAACUUUAUCCACGGCAAUUUGAAAGCCGCCAGCGUGCUGCUGUCGCCUGUGAGUGCAUGUAAGGGCGUGGGAGAGAGGGGCGGUAACAAGGCGGAUCGUAGAGGUAGCAAGCCGACAGCGCUGCUCUUGCCUGAGUACGAUACCAAGCUGGCAGGUUUUGGGAAGGUGCGAGUGGGGCCGGAGACUGAGCAGCUGCCUAUGGACUUAACUCGCAUCUUGGGCUUUUGGGACGUCGACCUUGUUAUCGACGUGCACGCAGGUGUGUGCCUGCUUAUCAACCUGCUUAUCAACGUGCACGCAGGUGUGUGCCUGCUUAUCAACCUUCUUAUUAACGUGCACGCAGGUGUGUGCCUGCUUAUCAACCUGCUUAUUAACGUACACGCAGGUGUGUGCCUGCUUAUCAACCUGCUUAUUAACGUGCACGCAGGUGUGUGCCUGCCUGCUUAUCAACGUCUCAGCAGGUGUGGUUCUUGA